CUCGAGUAUUUGGACGGAACCGAGAAUCGAUCGGCUGUCGUACUUCGGCUCUUACUUCCCAGCGAAGCCGCGUCGGGUGACUUUCUUGUUCAAGUACGUUGAGGGACGCUUUACCCUGUAAGAAUCGUGAAGCAUGGUUAAGAUGGAGCACGACGAUGGUAAAAAUGAACCUGAACAUGUCAGGAAGUUAUUCAUCGGAGGACUGGACUAUAGAACAACUGAUGAUUCCCUCAAGAAGCAUUUUGAACAAUGGGGAGAAAUUGUGGAUGUCGUUGUGAUGAAAGAUCCAAAAACCAAAAGGUCACGAGGUUUUGGAUUUAUCACCUAUUCCAGAGCACAUAUGGUGGAUGAUGCACAAAAUGCACGACCGCACCGUGUGGAUGGUCGGGUUGUUGAACCGAAACGUGCUGUACCACGUCAGGAAAUCGGUAGACCAGAAGCUGGUGCAACUGUAAAGAAGCUGUUUGUUGGUGGAUUGAAAGAUGAUCAUGAAGAAGAGGAUUUAAGGCAAUAUUUCCAAAGCUUCGGUAGCAUAAAUUCAAUUAGCAUUGUUACGGAUAAGGAGACUGGGAAAAAACGAGGCUUUGGAUUUGUUGAGUUCGAUGACUAUGAUCCUGUGGACAAGAUUUGUCUUCAACGUAACCAUCAACUUCGAGGAAAACAUGUGGAUGUUAAGAAAGCCUUGAGCAGAGCUGAAAUGGCUUCUGCGACGGGUGGUGGCGGCGGAGGUGGUAGUGGCAGUCGAGGAGGUCAGGGAGUUGGACGUGGACCUCGUGGUGGGAAUCAAGGCGGUGGUAACUGGGGAGGCCGCGGUGGUGGCGGUGGUGGUGGAGACUGGAAUAACGGAGGAAACCAAGGUGGAUAUGGAGGUGGAAAUCAGGGAGGUUGGGGCAAUCAAGGACCCUGGGAAAAUCAGAAUCAAAGUGGUGGUUGGGGUGGUCAAGGAGGCCAAGGAGGCUAUAACAGUGGUGGUAACUGGAGUAAUGACAACUUUGGCGGAGGUUAUCAGCAAGGAUAUGGUGGUGGUCCAGUACGAAAUAACUUCAACUCCGGUGGACGGCCAGCACCCUACGGUAUUAAUAUGGGUCCUAGUGGCCGACAAUCUGGAGACUCGAGAUGGCUACCACCCUUCGGUGGACAAGCUACCACGAAGAAUGCUGAAGGCAACUACAGACGCAAGGAUGAACAUUCGCGUCCAAUGGGAGGUGGCAAUUCAGGUGGUGGCGGUGGAUACGGAGGUGGCAAUCAAGGAGGCUACGGAGGCAAUUCCCUUGGUGGUGGAAACAUGGGAGGCGGUGGUGGCGGUGGCGGUGGUGGCGGCGGUGGCAGAAGAUACUAAAUUGAUCAGGAAACUCCCUCAAACGGUGACCCCCUACUACUUGUCUUCUAGUCGCCAGUACUUCUGUACUGUUUAGUUUGGAGCAGGCAGGGCUAAAAGGCUAGAGACAGGACCAGGCAGGACAAUCAGGAUUCAGGACAGAGAAGCGUCACCCGUUUAGCUCGCAGUGAGGGAGGCUUAAGCCUGUAUUACAUUUGGUACCUAGCACCUACCGCAAACGUGUACACGUGUUCGGCCCACCAUACAAGACAAAAGUUGUAUAUCCGCAAUUUUAUAGACUGCUUGCACGCCCAGUGUAGCACGUGUACCAUUUGACAGGAAAAGAAAGGCAACAAUUAUUUAUGUUAUGAUUAUCACUAUCAUUACCACCUCCACUACCACUCUACCAUCGUUACUGAUGCCUACUAUUACCUACUACUAUCAUCACCAUCACCCAGCAUACAUGAUAUACGCUCUUACAUACACAAGGAAUACAUAUUUAACACUUCACAAUGAAUUUCAUCUGUAUUCCGAUCGAUGACAGUAAACAUCUCGUGUUAAUCCGAUUUUAUGGACUCGGAUAUCCGAUUGUCUCCUUUGAUCGAUGACACAGGUCGCUCGAAGGUGACAAUGAAUCUCGGAAAAUCGUGUCAUGUAUUAAGGUCGCUAGAGCACGCGUUGCUUCUGGAUUACGUUGGAAAUCGGUUAUAUGUUAUAUAAUUUUACAAGAAAAAAAGCUACUUGCGUCGUAUACAAAAUUAAAAGCGUUACGGUCAAUGUAAGAAUCGAGAAAAUUCUCCUUUUUUUUCUUCCUUUUUCGUCCAAUGUCGACGAGCACUUUAUUUUGGGUUAAGUCAGACUCGAAGGCGGUGAUUCUUAUAUAGACCAAAAAGUGCGAGCGAGAGAGAGAGAGAGAGAGAGAGAAAGAGAGCAAAGGAAAGUAAGGCGUAAUAACGAGAGCGAGAGUGAGUUUGAAUGGAUAAAGAAACAAAAGAAAGAAGAAAAAAAUAAGAAAUAAAAACUGAAGCAGUACGAAGGAUA
This is a messenger RNA of Cephus cinctus (wheat stem sawfly), 2359 nucleotides long. RefSeq names its product heterogeneous nuclear ribonucleoprotein A1, A2/B1 homolog (gene Hrb87F). Lineage: Eukaryota; Metazoa; Arthropoda; Insecta; Hymenoptera; Cephidae. The record is from RefSeq and is a predicted model, not a curated record. Bases 134 to 1339 code for a protein of 401 amino acids. Gene Ontology annotation, molecular function: RNA binding. The transcript has 6 exons.